Molecule: messenger RNA, 1419 nt
Organism: Lathyrus sativus (Indian pea)
Lineage: Eukaryota; Viridiplantae; Streptophyta; Magnoliopsida; Fabales; Fabaceae
Source: the annotation of a GenBank genome assembly
AUGGCAAUUAUACUCUUAUUGGUUAUAAUCCUCACCGUCAUUUUUUUAAUCCACCGGAGCACUUACCGGCGAAGAUACAAUCUCCCGCCGGGAAGUCUAGGACUACCCUUUAUUGGAGAAACUUUACAGCUGAUAUCAGCUUACAAAACCGAAAACCCAGAGCCUUUUAUCGACAAACGAAUGAACCGGUACGGUCCAAUCUUCACGACCCAUGUAUUCGGCGAACCGACAGUGUUUUCAGCUGACCCGGAAACGAACCGGUUUAUUUUGAUGAACGAAGGGAAGCUUUUUGACUGUAGUUACCCCGGUUCAAUAUCGAACCUUUUGGGAAAACACUCCCUGCUUCUCAUGAAAGGCUCUCUUCAUAAGAGAAUGCAUUCACUUACUAUGAGUUUCGCUAACUCUUCCAUUAUUAAAGAUCAUCUUCUUCUUGAUAUUGAUCGGCUUAUUCGGCUCAACUUGGAUUCUUGGUCCGACCGGGUUUUACUCAUGGAGGAAGCCAAGAAGAUAACGUUUGAGUUGACAGUGAAGCAGCUUAUGAGUUUUGAUCCAGGUGAAUGGAGUGAGAGUCUUAGGAAAGAAUAUGUUCUUGUCAUUGAAGGAUUUUUCACACUUCCCUUACCAAUACUUUCUAGUACCUAUAGCAGAGCAAUCAAGGCAAGAACAAAGGUGGCUGAGGCAUUAACAUUGAUUGUGAGGCAGAGAAGAAAAGAAAGUGUAAUGGGGGAGAAAAAGAAUGACAUGCUAGGUGCAUUGUUGGCCUCCGGCGACCACUUUUCCGACGAACAAAUAGUCGAUUUUAUGUUGGCAUUGCUCGUCGCCGGCUAUGAAACCACCUCUACUAUAAUGACUUUCGCCGUCAAGUUUCUCACUGAAAAUCCUCUAGCAUUGGCACAACUCAAGGAAGAACAUGAUCAAAUCAUAGCGAAGAAGAGUUGUCGAGAGGAACCAUUGGAGUGGACAGAUUAUAAAUCAAUGGCAUUUACUCAAUGUGUUGUGAAUGAGACUUUAAGGAUGGCAAACAUAAUUAGUGGGAUAUUUAGGAGAGCAAUGACAGACAUCAAUAUCAAAGGUUACACUAUUCCAAAAGGAUGGAAGGUCUUUGCAUCGUUUCGUGCUGUACAUCUAAAUCCUGAUCAUUUCAAAGAUGCACGCACCUUCAAUCCAUGGAGAUGGCAGAGAAAAUCAGAAGCAACGAGUCCUGGAAAUGUAUAUACACCGUUUGGAGGAGGGCCGCGGCUGUGCCCUGGAUACGAGCUAGCCAGAGUUGUGCUCUCGGUGUUUCUUCACCGCUUUGUCACCCGUUACAGUUGGUCUCCUGCAGAAGAAGAUAAGUUGGUGUUUUUUCCAACCACUAGGACUCAGAAGAGGUAUCCUAUCAUAGUGAAGCCUAGAGUGGAAUCGAAAUCAUGUAAUUAA